AUGAAUCCGUUCAAUCGACGAAGCAGGUCCGCCUCGGCCUCGCGCCCCCAGAACAACAAUGCUUCGGCCUCAGCUCAUGUCGCCGCCACCCAGGCCUUUCUGGCCAGCCGUGCUUCGCAGGCGAACCUGUCAUCUUCCGCUGCAGCCGCUGCUCUCAGGGCUCUGACUCCGCCCCCAACCCAAGUCAGUCAGGUGCAGACAAAACGCAUGGUGCAGAAGCGGGCGUCCAUGUCCUCCGUCACAGGCUCAGCUAGAGGGAGACCUGCUGCUCUACAAAGGCAAGGCAGUUCUUCGUCCAUGACCGAGAGGACCUUUCGAACACCCUCGCCGUCUCCCUCCAGAGCAGCAUCACGCCCUGAACCUAACGUGCAUCCGCCCGUUCCUGCCCUACCUCACAGCUAUGCGAACAGUCCGACCGCUGCGCCAAAGCCGAAACCUUCCAAGCAGCGCGUUCCUAGUCAAGACGCUCCUGCUCCGCGUCCGUCUUCUCCGCCAGCAGCGCGACCCAACAAACAAGGCCAAAGUUCUGAUCCCUUCGGAACACAACCACAACCACAGCAGCAACGGCAAACACCUGCCGCAGUACGCAGGCCUGACCUGGCUGUUCCCAAUGAGCUCGAACGUACAGACAGUAGGAACUCUGUCAACUUCUCCCGGCCCUUGUCUCCCCGACCUCAAUCUCCUGUCCCACAGUCACCUGUCGCAAACCCCUUCAUGCUCACAAAUGGUGAUCGCUUUCCGCCAAAUAUUGUAGCAUCUAUCUCUCCUGCCCAGGCUGACGACAUCCAAUACGGUCUAACACAAGUUGCCAACCAGCCAGUGAAGAAAAAGAAAAAGAAGGUCGCUAGUCACGCCGCCGAAGGCAGCCAUCUUCAUGAUGGCACUAUGGCAAGCAGACCGGUGGUAACACCGCUCGAAUCCGGUCCUCUACAUAUGGAACACUCUUUGCCUCGAGACCAGCAGCAACCUGUGCCGAAGAAGAAGAAGAAAAAGAAGAAAGCUGCAGUGACGGGCGAAGCCUCUCAUUUUUCUACCACCGACUAUAGCGAUUAUACGGAACAGACCGAUUUCGGUCCGCGGCCUGACUCGGACUCGGAUUCCAACACGGAAAGGACCAAAGAAAAGCGCGCCCAGAGAGCCUCGGGGGUAUUGCAGAAGCAGCCCUCUAUAGUGAAAGAGGACUGGGAAGGCGAACAGCAGGAACAAGUUACUCCCACUCUCGGUCAAAACGAUGUAGCAUCAGCACAAGGCUCAACACAGAUCGCCACAUCUUCAAAUCCACCUACAACACGGUCAUUGACUGCAGCCAAUGUGUCUAGGAAGAUGGGUGAGCCCACUCCUGUCCCGAAAUCACGCGCCCAGCCAGCAGUCGCUGACUAUAAUGCAUUCACUACCGCAGAACAAUCAGAUUCAUCCGUCGCUUCAUCCAAUAACCUCCAGGUUCAAGCUCCCCAGUCUGCCAGGGGCUCAUCCUUGAGCCCUUCUCGGUCUACAAGAUUCUCAGAAAGCCUUUCCUCAGAUCUUGCCGCGGGCCGAAAGCAUGAUCCACUUCCACGAUCUGUCUCACCCGCUAAAUCAGCACUGAAGCACCAUUCACCGGCACCAAGCGGUUCCCCACUGGAUCCCAGUUUUAACAGACCCAGGGGUGCUAGUGCCACCCCGAGCGAGACUUCAGAUAUCUCCACCACGGAAGCUGAGACUCUUCCUAAACACAAGAAAUCUGCUCGUGUCAGCUUUGAUGCAGCACCAGAAGUCGUUGGGGAACCCGCGUCUGGUGAAGCCUUUGAGAGUCCGAGUAAAGAGAAGAAGAGUUGGCUUGGUCUUGGGAAGAGCAAACCUACACUUUCCACCAUUCCGUCCAAUGACGACAUGGAGGAGUUGAUGAAGCCUCGCCCACAACUUCCAUCUUUCGGCAGUGUACGUGGUCAGAACUUACGUGGUGGAAAUGAUUUGAGCAGUGGACAAAGAGCUGUAUCUUCGGAGAAUCGUCCUCAGUACUCGAACGACGCCAAAGCUACGGCCUCCUCAAUAGCUUCGUCUGAAACUUCAUCGAGCUCGUUAAAUAAUCCAACGCCGACUGGCGUUUCGAAUGACCACCUUGUUGGCGCUAUUUUUGCACAGGAAGCUCAGAGAACUUCGCAGCCGAAAUCCGGACCCAAUGAUCCUCUACCUCCCGAGGUCACUUCGGUUGAAGGUGGCGUCUCGUUUUCUGAUUCCGAAAGUGCAACUUCGGAUGAAGACGAUGAGAUUGUCAAGGCGGCCCCUGCUGCUGAGGGGAUCGUGGUACGAGAUGCGCCGGCUCCAAAGCCGCCAACCCUUUUCGUGACAUCCGCACCAGCUGCAAGCCCACCUACUGCGCUUCCAUCGCAAACAGAGGUACCAUUACUGUCAGUUUCACCACCUACACCAGCUCUAGAGGGAAACAAGCCAAAUGAUCAGUGGCUGGUCGAGGUUCCUGGUGGCUUCCCGGUUUCCAGUGACGCCUUGGCUCAGCUUAACGAGUCGAACAAGGCUCGCACAGGCACUGGUGAACUCGCCGCUACUUCGAAUGGCCUCGGCGUCAACGUACCUAGUGAGAGUGAAUCCGACAACGAUAGCAUCUACAGUGAUGCUGCAGAAGAUCCCUCUGAACUUGACGGGACCGGCUUUGGAUCGAUCGAUGCGAUCGUCGACAGUCCAGUGAUUGUGGCUCCAUCACCCCGGCUCGCUACAGUUCCCGAAAGCCCUCUUGCACGAGUGACUGAACGCCGGUUUCCUGAGCCAGACCCUCAUAGUCCAUCAUGGGAAGAGACGCAAGCUCGCUGGAGCAAUAUCGCAGAACAGACAAAGCAAUCGCCCUUGGCUACACCACCAGCUGCUCAGCAGCUAGGACAACAGCAACCUCAAGUACCAGCAACUCAAACAACACUGACACAACCAAUCGUCGGCGCUCAACCUCAACAGACUCAGCAGAAAAAGCCAACUCAGCCCAGUCAGUCGAGGAAGAAAAAGAAGCAGUCGCCGUUGCCAGACACCGUUGCUGCGGCCCCAGUCUCAGCCGCUUUCAUGGCUGCACGUGGUGUUGUCCCCGAAUCACCACUUCGCCAAAAGAACCAACCCUCUGCGUACCCUGCCAUUCAGCAACAAAGGAUUGACAGUUCUCCACCAGCACAACAAUUCAGGCAAUCGAUGCGGACCACUUCGCCGCCCGCACCAGAGCCCAGCUUCAAGCAGUCGCUACGUGGUGAGAAUCGCCACUCGAUGCCCAAUCCCGCAGCCAACCAGCCCAAGCAGAAGCGAUUCUCGCAGCCUCCUCCACCAACAAUUCCUGCAGUGCAGGCGCAGGUUGCUGUGAAACCCGCAACACAGCCACGAGCCGCACUCCAGAAGAAACAUAUACCGCCGCAAGCCGCCCCGACUACCGGCAUUCCAGCUCAGAAGCAGAGACCGCCACCGCCGCCAAUCCCGACGAAUGAUAGUGAUUCAGAAAGCUCGUUCAGGAAAGCACGGCGCAGUAAAUCAGCUUCGGGAGGAAAGUACACCAUGCGUCGGAGUAUGCGUGGAAGUGCCGACUCUUCUCUGGCAGAUCCUCGAAAUGGGGUCCGAUCGGUAUCACCUCUUGGUCGACGACCGUUCUCCCCACCAGCAGGACCACAUUCAAUGAGAACUUCGAUGAGAGGUGCCAUGGACAACACGCCGACUCUGCGCGGAUCAACUGACACAAAACGAUCUUCCUCUCUCUUUGGUCGGCGGCAAACGAGUCGACCUCCAGCUGCUCCGGCAGUUAGUAGUACUGGCUUCGAAAGCAAGACUAAAUCGCGGAUCGUGGACUCAGAUGAUGAAGAUAACUCGCCGCGGCCAACGAAGUGGAGAUCUCGGUUCGCUGACGACAGCGAUGAUGACCCGGAAUUCACUCCAGUUCGAGGGAUCCCUCGACGAGCGAAUAAUGAUGACUCGACUGACUUAGAGGAUAGCUCAGAUGAGGAAAAGGCACCGGUACGAGCAGCACCCAAGCUUGUAGUUGCGACGAAUAACACGACAACACCUGGUGGAGUGCCAGAGCCACCAGCAAGCCCACAGAAACGCGGUCUCUUUGGUCGAUUCCGAAGCAAGAGACCCAAAGAGGAAACUCCAUCACCAGUAAUUGACUUUCCACAGCCUGCACCUAAGCAAGAGAAGACUAAGGCUUCACAACUUGGUUUCUCGUCCACGGCAGAGCGAGACAAAAUGAUCGAGCAGACUCGGGCAAGGUUGGAGGCUGCACAAAAUGUACAGGCAGCGGCGUCACCGCCGCCAUCGUCACAUGGAAAGCUUCAACGACGACAUAUACCUCAAAGAGUGAUGAGUGACUCGUGGCCGCUUCCGCCCAAGAUCCCUGAUCACAUGAACAACCGACCGGGCACCGCGGAAAGCGCACCAGUACGCAAUGGGUCAACAAGGCUUGCAGAAGGAAGCAUGAGAGGCUACCAUGACUCACCAGCGGUGGGCAAGAGCGGCAAGAAGAAGAGGUUCCCAAUGCUACGAAAGGCAUUUGGGCUCAAGGACUAA
Messenger RNA from Exophiala aquamarina CBS 119918, 4527 nucleotides. RefSeq lists its product as uncharacterized. The record is from RefSeq and is a predicted model, not a curated record. The coding region runs from base 1 to 4527 and encodes 1508 amino acids. NCBI's taxonomy places the organism in Eukaryota, Fungi, Ascomycota, Eurotiomycetes, Chaetothyriales, Herpotrichiellaceae. The transcript is spliced from 2 exons.